AUGGAUAUCGACGAGGCGGCCGCGGCCGCGCCUCCAUCACAAACAGCAGCAUCCAGAUUUUCUCUCAACAUGAUAGACCCAAGUCUAUACCCUGGAGGGCCGCCAGAGCUCGAGAUGAUGAUGGACGACGACGAGGACGAGGUGGCGAGCAACAUCUCCGCUGACUCGGACGCCCUCGAACUCCGCGCCGAGGUCGAGCGGUUCGACCUCCAACAAGAAGCUUUCGUCGCCCGCCAGCGAGCCGAGGCGUCGGGGAUACCGUACCAACCACCACCACCUCAAAAGGCCGGCGGCAAGGGCGGCCGGAAAUCCAAAUCGCGCAAGUCCACCGGCCCUAGGAAGGCAGCCAAGCUCCCACCAGACAUCCAGUUCCGCAUGUCCCUCGCCAACGAAGCCUUCCAGCAGAAAGACUACGACAAAACCAUCGCCCACCUCUCCGAGAUCAUCCGCAUUAACAGCGAGGUGUUCAACGCCUGGAUGCUGCUCUCCACCGUGCACGAGACACUCGGCAACCGCGAGCAGGCCAUCUGGUGCCGCAUCUCCGCCGCCCACCUCACCCCACGCGACGUACCGCAAUGGAUCGCCACGGCCGAGUACGCGCUCGAAUGCCUCGAGGACGUUGAUGACGACGCCGCCACCACCGCCGACGGCAGCACCAGCGGCAGUGGCAACACCCCCGCCAAAGACGAAGUCCUGCAGCGGGCCUACGCCUGCUACACGCAGGCGCUCGAGACGGACCGCGCCAACAUCACGGCGCGCACCGGCCGCGCCGACGUCAUCAUGAUGCAGGGCAACGCCAGCAAGGCCCUGGCCGAGUACCAGAAGGCGCUGAGCUACCGGCCGUGGAACAUCCGCACCGUGCGCAACAUUGCCGAUGUCGCGCUGGAUGUGAAGGACCGGCGGAAGGGCGCCGAUAUUGCGAGGGCCGCGUAUAGGCGCUUGGUGGAUCAUUUGCGUGCUGGGGGCUCGUUCGAGGCGGAGGAGGGGUGGUUUGAGUGGUCGGAUUUGAGGAUUUAUUUGGAGUUUUUUACGAUUUUGGAGCAGUGGCGCGAGGGCGCGCAGGAGUUGAAGGAGAUUUCGCGGUGGUUGUUGGGGAGGAGGGACGAGGUGUAUUGGGACCAGUGGGUGGAUGAUGACAGGGAGUGGGAUAUCACUGACGACAGGCGGAUUGCGGUGCCUGAGUUUGAACCAGCGAGGUUUCCGCAGGAGAGUUAUGGCCAGGGGCUGCCCGUCGACUUGCGCGCGAAGUUGUAUGUGUACCGCGGCAAGCUGGGAUUCGAAUACGAGGCGAACCUGCACCUGCAGCUGCUUGAUCCGGCGAAGGAGGAGGAUUUUAUGGAUUUCCCCGACUGUCUGAAGGAUAUUGCGGUUGCGCUGCUCGACCGUGGGAGGGCAGACGAUGCGAUCCUCUACCUCGAUCUUUACAGAAAUAUCGCCAUGACGACGGGGGAGAUUACGCUAGAUGCCGACUUUUCUGUCUGCCAGGGCCGGUAUCACAUGGCGCGAGGGGAGAAAUCGGCGGCGGAAGAGUGCUUCAUCGCGGCGAUCGAGGACGACGAAGAUCACAUCGAGGCCCGCGUACAGCUGGCUAACAUGUACGAGGGCGAGGAGAUGCAGGAAGGCCGGGAGGAGGCUUUCCUUCUUGUGCGCGAAGCUAUGAAUCUGGAAGCGAGAAGGGGUGAUGGCUCCGGCCGGCGCCGUGCCCCGUACGGGCCGCGGAAGCCGAGAGAGGGCAAACCUCGACCGCGCAAGCCCAGGGACCCGAACAAGAAGUCCAAUUAUGUGCCGAGGCGCCUGAUCAACGCCGAGAAGAGGAGGCAGCAGGAGCUCGAGAUGACAGCCGAGGCGGCCAAGAACUUCCAGCGGCUGCGCGAGGUUCAAGAUAACGCUCUGGCCGGGGACGAGCAAGCGAAGGGAGUCUGGAUGAAGGCCGCCAAGCAUCUCAUCGACGAUUUCCGGUCGUAUAAGCAGUUCUACCCGUGGGAGAAGUACAUCAAGUUCCUUGGGUAUGCUGCCAAUGUGCAAGGGCAGGCCGCGGUGCCGGCAAGGAAUAUGAAGCUGGCUGCCAUGGAAGAGCGGCUGCGGCAGAACCUCGCGCCUGCCGAAGGCCAGGAGCAGGUCAUCAGGAUCCCGGACCAGCACCGCGAAGGCAUAUGUGGUCUGCCACGCCGGCGCGGAACUCCAUCGUCUGGACAACGACCCGAGUCGACCUUUCUGAUUCAUGUCGCCUGGGCCCUCGUGCGCCGUUUACGCAGACGACGAAGAAACGUGCGUCGCCAUCGCCCGCUACUUCAUGCGCGACUACAUGCCCCGGCACAGAUUCCUACCGCAUGUUCUCGGCCAUGUGCCCGCGUCUGCCAGACACCCGUAUCCUGGUACACCUCGGGCCCCGCCCAGAAAUUCAUCCUCCGCCAGAUCAAAACCAUGGACAACAUCGUCAUGCGGCGAGAAAACACCACCACCCACCCAAACAACCCCACCUUCCUCCUCAGCAACACCCACCCUCUCAACCCCUCCACCACCACCACCACCGCCGCCCCCGACUCCGACAUCGCGCUGGAUGUCGCCCUGCUCACCAUCUACGGACACAUCCUCUUCACGACGACAUCCUACACGUACGCGCUCUCCUACUUUGCGCGCGCCGCCUCGCUCGACCCGUCCAACCCGCUCAUCAACCUCAGCACGGGGCUCGCCUACGUGCACUACGCGCUCAAGCGCCAGGCCACCAACCGCCAGUACCUGCUGACGCAGGGGUUUGCGUUUCUGUUUAGGUACUAUGAUGAUCGGUUGCGGUUGCAUCCGCGUACGGAGAAGGGUGGGGUGGAUAAAGGGCGGGUGGAUGGAAGGGGGGUGGUGGGGGUUAGGCAGGAGGCGCAUUUUAAUAUUGCGAGGGCGUAUUCGUUGGUGGGGUUGGCGGGGUUGGCGGUUGAGUAUUAUAAGAAGGUUUUGGCGGAGGGGGGGACGGGGGAUGGUGAUGGAGAGGGGGGGGAGGGCGUUGGGGGGAUGGGGAGUGAGGAUUUGAGAGUGGAGGCCGCGUAUAAUAUCAGGACGCUGUGCUAUCUGCUGGGGGAUGUGGAGGGUGCGAGGGGGGUUGCGGGGGAGUUCUUGGUGUUGGAGUGA
This is a messenger RNA of Chaetomium globosum CBS 148.51, 3120 nucleotides long. RefSeq lists its product as uncharacterized. The transcript is spliced from 2 exons. The record is from RefSeq and is a predicted model, not a curated record. Gene Ontology annotation, biological process: transcription by RNA polymerase III. Lineage: Eukaryota; Fungi; Ascomycota; Sordariomycetes; Sordariales; Chaetomiaceae. Gene Ontology annotation, cellular component: transcription factor TFIIIC complex. Gene Ontology annotation, molecular function: protein binding. The coding region runs from base 1 to 3120 and encodes 1039 amino acids.